CACAUGAUGAUAGUCCCUCUUGUAUGGGGAGUGAUGGGAGUAACAUGGGAACCCACGCGUCUUCUUCACCUACCAGCGAUGGGACCCCUCGAGGUGGGUCAGGACCCAACGGUAGCGGCGGUAGUGUGGGCCCGACAGAAAGAAAGAAAGAAAAAAAGAAAGAAAGAAAAAAAGAAAUGUAA
This is a messenger RNA of Candidula unifasciata, 182 nucleotides long. The record is from the annotation of a GenBank genome assembly. NCBI's taxonomy places the organism in Eukaryota, Metazoa, Mollusca, Gastropoda, Stylommatophora, Geomitridae.